Molecule: messenger RNA, 354 nt
Organism: Lingula anatina
Lineage: Eukaryota; Metazoa; Brachiopoda; Lingulata; Lingulida; Lingulidae
Product: dynein light chain roadblock-type 2
Biological process (GO): microtubule-based movement
Cellular component (GO): cytoplasmic dynein complex
Source: RefSeq, a predicted model, not a curated record
CUUGAAUGACGCAUUCUUUUUUCAAUUUGCGCAGGCGCAGUUGAACGUAGCAACCACAGCCAUCUUACCAGCGCUGACAAAAUGGCAGAAAUUGAAGAAACUAUAAAGAGGCUCCAGGCACACAAGGGAGUUAUUGGAGUUAUUGUAGUCAGCAGUGAAGGUAUCCCAAUCAGGAGCACACUUGAUAACUCCACCACUGUCCAGUAUGCCACCUUGGUUACCUCGUUAUGUGGAAAGGCAAGGCACACUGUCAGAGACCUAGAUCCAGCAAAUGAUCUGUCUUUUGUAAGGAUUAGAUCCAAGAAACACGAGAUUAUGGUGGCACCGGGUACGUAUUGAAUUGGCGUCAGAAUC